ACCCUAAUUCUAUGGCAUUAGCCUGAUUAAAUAAGAACUGAAGCAUGUCCCAAGAGUCAAGGUUAAAUGAAGAUCACAUCUGUAUAGAUAUGAUUCAGAAAUAGUUCUGGGACUUGAUGAGAUGAGGCGGAGAUCUUAGCCAGCAAAACUCAGCGCUCUUUAGAAGUAAUUUAUCAGUAUUUGUUUUCGGUUUAAAACAAAACUAGAUAUGGAAGGCACAUGAAAAUGAUUUCAAAUGCUUAUUUAUAGUUGUAAUUUUGUAAUUUUAGAAAUUGUUGUAAAAAAAUGUGCCACACUCUAAGGAUAUGUUGCAAACACAAUUGGUAAAGCUCUUACAGUUAGCUGAACCAAGAACACCAAGAGGGGCAACAGACGACAGAAGUGUAAUUGGCCAUCCAAGAGCAAGAGUUCUGCCACCACCUCUAUUUUCAAAACGAUCAUCUCCAGAAUCGGAUGAACAUUUUGAUGAUCCCUAUGACGUUAAAUUCUCGACAUUAAAUCAUCAAAUGAAAAGUUCUUUUACUGAAAGAGGAAAUACAGAAACACGUUUCUUUUGGAUGAUUGAUCAAAUGUCGUUCAAUCAACUUUUUCGACUUUAUGCAAGAUUUGGUGACACGAGUAAAAGUGGAGAAUAUAUGACACUCACUUGUAGCGAUAAAUGGUUAAGAAAUGCUAAAGUAUUGGACAAUAGAAGAGUAACUACUACUGAUACGGGAAUUUAUUUCAAACAAAUUGCAAAAUUUAAGAAGUCUCUCAAUUUUAAGACUUAUCAAGAGUUUCUAGAGUUUUUAGCUAAAAAGAAAAAUCUCAAUUUUAAUGAAAUGAAGUAUAAAAUGGUGACUUGUGGUCCACCGGAAUCAUACAAAACGACGCAAGUGGAUAAUCGAAAAUCAGUGCAUCGUGCCAUUGAACGCACAAGAAAGAACAAUCGUCAUUAUUGGAGAAGAGAAACAAAGCGAAGAUAUGAGGAUUUUUUCAGCAAUUGUCAAUGUCAACAUGGUUACAGUUCUCAAAUAAGUUACUGUUUUCCAGAUGAUUUGCCAGUGAGAAAUGACACUGAAAAUGAUGAAGAUUGGUUCCCAGAGGAAUGAAAACGCAGAGUUUGAACUAUUCUUGAUUAAUCGUUAAUUUCAUGAAAUUUACUUUUAAGUACUAAAGUAUUUUCUUGAACAAUGACUAAUUGCUAAUUUAAUAAAAUUUACUUUUAAGGACUAAAUUAUUUUCCUGAACAAUGACUAAUUGUUGAGUUAAUAAAAUUUGUUUUUAAAGACUUAAUUAUUUUAUAAAUUUACUUUUAAGGACUAAAUUAUUUUCUUGAACAAUGACUAAUUGUUAAUUUAAUAAAAUUUACUUUUAAUGACUAGAUUAUUUCCUUGAACAAUGACUAUUUGCUGAAUUUUUAUACAUUCUCAUAGUUUUCAAAAUUUAUAAUGGAAGAUUUUUCCUAAUGGAAUUGAAAUAACAAUUAAACGUUACGUUUAAUAAAGUUUACUUUUAAGGACUAGAUUAUUUUCUUGAACAAUGACUGUUGAAUUUUUAUACAUUCUCAUGGC
Parasteatoda tepidariorum (common house spider) is the source of this 1553-nucleotide messenger RNA. RefSeq lists its product as uncharacterized. Gene Ontology annotation, molecular function: tubulin binding. Gene Ontology annotation, biological process: microtubule polymerization; microtubule bundle formation; positive regulation of protein polymerization. NCBI's taxonomy places the organism in Eukaryota, Metazoa, Arthropoda, Arachnida, Araneae, Theridiidae. The record is from RefSeq and is a predicted model, not a curated record. Gene Ontology annotation, cellular component: microtubule.